AUUAAGUAUAUCUUUGGCAUAAUUCCGCAUCAUUUGAAAUGUACCUUUUGUUGACGUUUAUGUUUAGCUGAAAUAAUGGAUGACAAUCCACUGAGUUCUUUAAAGGAAGCUUUACAAGCAUGCGUAUCCAGUGGCAAUAAGAAAUCACCAGAGAAAUUGAAAGAAUUGGAACAGCAGCUGUAUAGAAAGUAUCUGACUGAAUGGCGCUCUGAACCGAAAGAAAACCAUUCGUCCUACGACGUAAUACCGAAGUUCUAUCGCAAGCUACCAAAGCAAGAUGAUGUUCUUGCGCAAAAGUUGAGAGAAGAAGCCAGAGCUGUGUUUCUACAACGAAGAGGCCGUCAGUUGUUGAACAGCAAUGAACUGAAGGCUCUGUGGGUCCUGCUGGAGAAUCAUCAUAGCCCACCCUUAUCAGAUGAUGAACAGUUAAUUAACUAUGAAGACUUUCUGAAAGUGGCAGAGAAGGGAGGACCAAAGUGCAAGCACUAUUUCACACCACGGGUAUUUGCUAAGUUGCAACAUGGAGAUCCCUAUUGUAGAAUCAACAUAAUGGUACUUUUCAACUACAUUAUGCGUAAAGUAUGGUACCACGAGACUCGCAUUGGUUUGUCUCUCUACGAUUUUGUGGGUCAGGGCUAUUUACGUGAGCUGGAUCUAGAAAAUUACAUCAUGGAGCUGAUACCUACACUCCCUCAGUUGGAUGGAUUGGAGAAAUCAUUCCAUAGUUUUUAUGUGUGUACAGCAGUUCGCAAGUUUCUCUUUUUCUUGGAUCCAUUGCGUACAGGCCGUGUACGAAUCCAAGACAUACUUGCAUGUAGCUUCCUUGAUGACUUGCUUGAGUUGCGUGAUGUGGACCUACCAAAGGACCUGCAAGAUAGCAACUGGUUUUCAGCUCCAUCAGCUUUACGUGUCUAUGGCCAGUACCUGAAUCUUGACAAGGAUCACAAUGGUAUGCUCAGUUGCAGUGAGCUUUCGGGGUAUGGCACUGGUACUCUAUCAAAGGUUUUCACGGAACGAGUAUUUCAAGAAUGUCUCACGUAUGAUGGUGAAAUGGAUUACAAGACAUACCUUGACUUUGUGCUGGCCAUGGAAAAUAGACAGGAACCACAAUCCCUGCAUUACCUCUUUAAAAUUCUUGAUGUACAUGGCAAAGGCUACUUAGAUGUAUUCACACUCAACUACUUCUUUCGGUCAAUACAAGAACAGAUGGUAGUACAUGGACAAGAGCCUGUCUCAUUUGAAGAUGUUAGUGAUGAAAUAUUUGACAUGGUCAAGCCCACCAAUCCAGCUAAAAUCACUCUUCAAGAUCUAAUAAACUGUGGUCAAGGUGAUACAGUAGUAAGCAUCCUGAUAGAUUUGAAUGAUUUCUGGACAUAUGAGAACAGGGAAGCCAUAUCUACUGAUACUAAUGAGGCAUCUGCAGAAGUGUAGUUUGCUGUGAGAUAACAUUAUAAUUAUUUUAUAACUUAUU
This is a messenger RNA of Schistocerca serialis cubense, 1471 nucleotides long. RefSeq names its product serine/threonine-protein phosphatase 2A regulatory subunit B'' subunit gamma-like. Bases 76 to 1431 code for a protein of 451 amino acids. Gene Ontology annotation, biological process: regulation of dephosphorylation; T cell homeostasis; B cell homeostasis. The record is from RefSeq and is a predicted model, not a curated record. NCBI's taxonomy places the organism in Eukaryota, Metazoa, Arthropoda, Insecta, Orthoptera, Acrididae. The transcript is spliced from 10 exons. Gene Ontology annotation, cellular component: spindle; centrosome.